AUUUAGUUGUCAAGGUUUUUUCGUGUGUGAGAUGAGAUAUUAUUUUUAAAAUUUUUAAACUAAAAUUUUGUGGAAUUUAAGAUCUUCUGAUUAUAUUAAACAUAAAAAUAUGGGUUUAACAGUUAUUGAUUAUUAUGGUAAACAAAUAAGUAAAUGCGGUUAUUGUAAGGGCAUUCAAUGCAGCAUUAGUCACGGUAUGCACACAUACCAGAUGACACCGCAUGACUAUCAGGAUUUAAUUGAUCGAGGCUGGAGACGCAGUGGCCAUUAUUGUUAUAAGCAAGAUAAUAAAAUGACCUGCUGCCCUUGUUACACCAUAAAAUGUGAUGCUUUAGAAUUUAAGUUAACGAAAUCACAUAAAAAAAUAUUAAAACGUAUGACACGUUUUCUACGUGAUGGUAAGAAGGAACGAUCAGAGAUUGGAGGGACACCAACAAUAAACAAUGAGGGCGAAGGUGAUGAAGGUCAGUCAGGAGAAGAUGGCGCCCGAGGUGGCAUUGGAGAUGAAAUUCAUAGACCCAAUAUACCGGUUAAGAAUAUAAAUUUAGAAGCAGCCGGUAAAGCCAACAAAAAUAGACAAAAACGUCUGACAGGCGAGGAGAAAGUUGCAAGAACCCUAUACGAAAAGUCUGAAGCGAAGAGCAAUGAUCCGGCUAAAGACACGGAUAGAUCACAGAACACUUGUGACGGUGUCAAUCUUCCCUGCAAAAAAGCGAAACAAAUGCGUUUAGAACGUAGCCUUGCCAAACAAGCAGCAAAAUGCGUUUCACCUGAAGCAGGAAUGACAAAAACAAGAAAAUGUCCCAAGAAUCCUGAAAAAUCAUUGAGAGAUUUCAUCGAUGAUGUAACUAACGCAGAUAGGCAUAAACUGAGACUUAAUAUAACGCAUGUUAAGAGCAAGCAGUUUGAGGACACAUUAAAGCAAAGCUAUGCGCUCUAUGAAAAAUAUCAAACAUUAAUUCAUAACGAUCGACCCAACAAUGUUCACGACUAUUUGGAAUUCUUGCAGCGAUCGCCAUUAAAGCAUUGCAAAACUGAAGAUGGACCUUCAAUAGGUUUCGGUUCAUUUCAUCAGCAGUAUUGGUUAGAUGAUCAAUUGAUUGCCGUCGCAGUCUUAGAUAUUUUACCGUAUUGUGUCAGUUCUGUUUAUUUUUUCUAUGAUCCUGAUUACAGUUUUCUGUCUUUGGGUACAUACAGUUCAUUGAGGGAAAUCGAAUUAGUCCAACAACUUGCCAGCUCUGUAUCGUCGCUAAGAUAUUAUUAUAUGGGUUUCUAUAUACAUUCCUGUCCAAAAAUGCGCUAUAAGGGUAAAUUGUGUCCUUCAUAUUUGUUGUGUCCAGAAGCCUUCACAUGGCAUUUACUAACGGAUGAGAUACGCUCUAAACUCAAUGCUCAAAAAUAUCAGCGUUUUAAUCCUGAAGUUCUUGCCAAAGAUAUUGAUGAAUUUGUAGAAGCUGACAUCAACAAUGUUUUAUUAUUAGUCGAUCAAAAUACUUGCAUAACUUACAAUGAUUAUAUACAGGUAAGUAUAGCUUUCUUUCUGCUUUAUAUAUUAUCCUUUGAUAUGGAAGCAUUUUCUCUCUUUAAAUAAUUUGUAUAUAUUUUGGGAACAUGUGUUGUUUUUAUUGUUAUAACUAAAAUUUGGCACUUACUUGAUCGCAUUUAGAAAUACACUGCAGGAAAUCUGAAAUUUGCAUAAAACAAGUUUUCGGGGAAUUUCAUUACGAUCUCUUUCUCGCUCGGUCUAUAUUCCUCCUUGUCACUUAUUCAAACGUAUCAACACAAUUGAGAAAGGAGUUAGAAAAGGGGCAGUUCCAUUCUGCCUGACAGCGUAAAUUAGUUUAUAUAAGUUCGUAAGUGAUUCACUCAUGAUGACACUUAAAUUGUUCUUCAUUAUUAUUAUUACUAACUGCGUGGACAAACCGUACCGCGACUUAGAAGAUCUAUUGUAUUCGCCCAUGCCCGUAGCCCUCCAGUUUUGAGACUUUUAUAAAUUUCACCACCUUCCAUGGGUCGGAUCAUCAUACCGUGUCCGUCGGUACGCAAAGCCAAACACAUAGUGUCUGAUUCUGCAGAUGGCCUCACAUUCACUUAGAAUAUGUUGGAACGUCUCCCUCGCCCCUUGGCACAAUCUGCAUGAGUCGACAUCGGACAUACACAUGUUUUUCAGAUGAUACCUGAGGGAAUUAUGACUCAUGUAGAAGCCCGUGAUUAAACGUAGAUCGC
Molecule: messenger RNA, 2226 nt
Organism: Glossina fuscipes
Lineage: Eukaryota; Metazoa; Arthropoda; Insecta; Diptera; Glossinidae
Gene: Ate1
Product: arginyl-tRNA--protein transferase 1
Exons: 8
Coding region: 110-1591 (493 amino acids)
Biological process (GO): protein arginylation
Cellular component (GO): cytoplasm
Molecular function (GO): arginyl-tRNA--protein transferase activity
Source: RefSeq, a predicted model, not a curated record